This is a messenger RNA of Hippocampus zosterae (dwarf seahorse), 3579 nucleotides long. It is a transcript of the gene gabrzb, whose product is annotated as gamma-aminobutyric acid receptor subunit pi. The transcript is spliced from 10 exons. Lineage: Eukaryota; Metazoa; Chordata; Actinopteri; Syngnathiformes; Syngnathidae. The coding region runs from base 316 to 1698 and encodes 460 amino acids. The record is from RefSeq and is a predicted model, not a curated record. Gene Ontology annotation, biological process: nervous system process; monoatomic ion transmembrane transport; chemical synaptic transmission. Gene Ontology annotation, cellular component: GABA-A receptor complex; synapse; membrane. Gene Ontology annotation, molecular function: neurotransmitter receptor activity; GABA-A receptor activity; extracellular ligand-gated monoatomic ion channel activity.
GCGGCAGAUUCUGAUUUCAUGUCUUGGACAUUCCACAUCUGCUCCGCGUGCGUCAUUGCGCAGAAGCACGUCCAGCCCAUAAGUGAGGUGGGAAUCUGCUGACAGAUCACAACCGGUUGUUUUGUCGCUCUUACGUGAGCUCGGAUCAGCAGGUGCUGUAUUUAAUAGACGUCUCUCCACCGCAAGGACACUGACAAGAAAGGGGAUUUCUUCCAUCGCGGAUGGCGUAAAUCAGAACGCAAUAAAAUAUGUGACAUCGAAACAAUCGGCAGAUUCAGAUCCCAAUCUCUACAGCUUCUUACUUACUCUGCAGCCAUGGGUCUAUUUAUAUCUGCAGGGACCUUUUUCUCUGCGCUCCUCAUUAGCAGGUUGCUAGAGAGCUCCAUGCUCAAUGCAGAAAUGAAGGAAGGAGAAAUUCUGCCUCCAACCAUUCAAAAGCUGAUGAAAGGAUAUAACAAGUACCUGAGGCCGUUCUUUGACAAUGGCCCUGUGACUGUUGGUAUGAGCUUGGACAUUGCUAGUAUUGACACCAUUUCAGAGAUCAAUAUGGACUACACAGCCACCAUAUUCCUCCGGCAGCGCUGGACAGACGAGCGUUUGGUGUUUGAAGGCAACAAGAGCCUGAGCCUUGACGGGCGGCUUGUGGAGCUCCUUUGGGUGCCUGACACUUUCAUUGUGGACUCCAAGAAAUCUUUUCUUCAUGACAUCACUGUGGAGAACAGACUGAUCCGCAUCUUUCCAAAUGGGACCGUCCUUUAUGCGCUGAGAAUUACCACCACUGUGGCCUGUAACAUGGAUUUGACCAAGUACCCAAUGGACAAGCAGACCUGCACGCUACAACUGGAGAGCUGGGGUUACAACAUCAAUGACGUCAUGUUCUAUUGGACCAGAGGAAAUGAGUCUGUCAGUGGCCUCGACACUCUUCAACUCGCGCAGUACACAGUGGAGGACCACUACACCUCGGUGUCAGAGGCUAUCUAUGAAACUGGUCACUACCCCAAGCUGGUCUUCCACUUUGAGCUGAAGAGGAGCAUUCUGUACUUCAUCCUGGAGACAUAUGUCCCAUCAAGCCUAUUGGUGGUUCUUUCUUGGGUCUCCUUCUGGAUUUCGCUGUCCUCUGUUCCAGCACGAAUUUGUAUAGGAGUGACCACAGUACUGACCAUGACCACUCUGAUGAUGGGAGCUCGCACGUCGCUUCCGAAUGCCAACUGUUUCAUCAAGGCGAUUGAUGUGUACUUAGGAAUCUGCUUCAGCUUUAUUUUUGGAGCCCUCAUUGAGUAUGCUGUGGCUCAUUUCUGCACCCUCACUUACAGCGACCCGCAUAUGCUGGUGUAUGGCCACCAAUUGCAUAACUUUGAUGACGAAAUAAACGGCAUCGUCACCACCAUCUCCAGCCCCUGUGACAGGGCCAAGAGACGCAAGGAACCUGACGCAGGUCCCGCCGCUGCUCCCGCCACCAGCGAAUUGGCAGUCGAUCCAUCCAGCCAGACAGGCAGCGAGCCCAAGCCCGAGGCUUCUCCUCCAGAACCCACCAACUGGUGUUUCAUUGCUCUGGCCACCUUUCGCAAACUUCUCAGUUUCAUAAGCUGCUGUCACAUAAAAAAUCCACACCACAUAGACAACUACUCAAGAGUCACUUUCCCUUUGUCAUUUGUCCUUGUUAAUCUUCUUUAUUGGACGUAUUAUUUGUACUUUUAGCAUUUAUCCCUAGUAUUUAGACAGGGAGUUUAUUUCACUCAAUGUACAAUAAGUGUGACUUAGGUGUGGUUCUGAGGUGAGUUUUUACUAUUUCUAAGCAGCAGCAUAAUGAGAAUGAGAAAGAUUGUUUUUCAGGAAGAAAAAAAAAAGUGUCAUUAUUGUAAUUCAACGUCACUCUUUUAGCAUACUUAAUGCUGACUGCUGAGGUCUGGUAGACUACAAAGCUCGACAUGAAGAGGAGUAAUUGCUUCCAAAGAUGAAAACCAUUCCGUUUGCAUAUUUCCCACUGUAGCUCAUUUAUUGUAAUUGUGUCUCGUUCAGCUUGUAAGUGGCGAACACACAGAAGAUGGAGCUGUAAUUUAUGCUGGCCAAAACAUCCAGGGGUGCUGUGCACGGGCGAAUGGGCUUACUCGUUGUCUGACUUUUUCCAAGUGAUAUUUUAUUAAUUGUUCUUUUCUGCCUGAAUGUUCACAUCUUGAGUACAAUUGGCUAAUAUGAAUAGGCAGUGGCAGAAAUAAAAUAAAAAGAAAAAAAGAAAAAGACCCAAUGCAAAAGAAUAACAUGAUGGAAACUUCAGUUCCGGGAAAUAUCACAAACAGUUUAUGUAAUUGUCUUUUACACAAAAACUCUCAAUACUACCUAAAUUACAGCAGAUAAAUACAUCAUUUAAUGGGGCUGCUAUGAAUAGUUCAGAUUGUAACGAAAUCAGAAAAUUACACCAUUCAUUCACCCGUUUUUGUUCGGUGUCACAAUUCACAUUCCUUAGACAGCACAUCAAGCCUAUGCUUUCUUAUCAGCUAACCAACUCUGGCUGGCUGUCUUACUGGAAUAUUUCUUUUAAAAUACGGUCAUGUGAUGUUAUCAGAUGUUGGUGUAGGUUAGUACUGAAGUGCUUAUCUUCGCCAGAUAUGUCAUUUCAAUUUUUCAGCUAUUUAGAGCUGAGUCGAAAAUGUCAUUUCCAUUGAUCUGUUUUUGGAAGAUGUUAUUACUGGCAAUGCUCUUUACCUUCUUAACAGCUCCAAAAUGAUGGAAUCUUCUGGACUAUAUCAGGAGGUCGCUGUAAAAUAAGUUUACACUGAAAUAUAGAAAUACUACAUGACAUUUAAUAACUGCUUACGCCAACAAGUCUGGAAAAAGCACACUAGAGUUAGAGAAAAGCAGAAAGAAGGAGUAGAAAAAGAACAGAUGCAAGAUGGAAAUGUUUUCAUUUAAGCAAACUACCGGUACUAUUCAGUUCAAACUUACUGUCAAUGCAUUUGACAAGGUGAUGUGUUUGAAUGACACAUACGUAGACCACAACCUAGACGGUACGGUUUGUUGUACAGUCUGUUUGCUACCUUUGUCCGAGGAAGCAACAUUUAUGAUGGCCAUGGGCUGAAUAUGUCGACCAAAGAUUAUAAUCAGAUUUAAAAGUGCAUUCUCAAGUACCAUGGCGGCAUGCUGUCGGUCUGCAGAUUAACGUGACAGCUCCUAUGUCAGACAAUGGGGCAAAUCUGCCUGUUAAUUUUGUUGUUGUGUUCUAUACCGCUAUAAUAUGCUCUCACAUAGACUGGCGUGAGUUGAUUUAUUCAGAUGGCAAAUUUCUUCCAUGAUGUGCAUUGAGAUGAAUGAAGUGGGUAUAUAACUUCAUUGCCUUCAGAAACUAUUUCGGCUGCAUUGUUUCUCUGUUUUAACUCAUUCACUCCCAAAGACGUUUUUAAACGUCUUUUCAGACUUGGUCCUGAAUUGGCUCGUACUGAAUGAGUUUUAAAUAGACUGACUCAGCCCUCCUUUUCUGAUGAUAACGCUAACAAAUAAUUUCAUUUAUAACCUUUGUUCUCCCUGCGUGCAUGCUUUGCUUGGUUUGCUUGGGUUAAAUAUGGGGGGGAGAAAAACAAAAAC